Messenger RNA from Oncorhynchus tshawytscha (Chinook salmon), 2366 nucleotides. Its product is annotated as solute carrier family 22 member 6-like. Gene Ontology annotation, molecular function: transmembrane transporter activity. Gene Ontology annotation, biological process: transmembrane transport. The record is from RefSeq and is a predicted model, not a curated record. The coding region runs from base 825 to 2303 and encodes 492 amino acids. The transcript is spliced from 7 exons. NCBI's taxonomy places the organism in Eukaryota, Metazoa, Chordata, Actinopteri, Salmoniformes, Salmonidae. Gene Ontology annotation, cellular component: membrane.
UAACAUCCACCCUCGGGGACGCGCACUGGACACUGGCUUUCACUGAUGCAUAUUAUUUUGUUGGACAAUGUUCUGCGUAAUUUGUGCGUUUGGUAGACUGUUUAUCUGAUUUCCAGUUGACUUAUGAUUUGAGGUGCAUGUCAAUACAGAAGAUUGUUGUGCGGUUCUGGGUUUCGGAACGGCUUGUUCAGAGGGACUCUGCCCGAAGCGCGAUUCUGACGAUUUAUUUUAUUGACGAUUUUCUGAGAGAAGGCUUUGAUUGUAAUAUACAACUGUGCACACUUGGAUGUGAGAAACUAUUAUGUAUAGUUGUCUACCAUAUGCAUUGUAAGGGAAGGGAAGAUAGUCUACUGCAACUGAUUUUCGACAGAGGAGGAGGAGGUGGGGUGGAUUGUUAGAUAAGAGGGAUUUUUAAGAGGGGUUUUGUAAGGGGCUCAGCCAGGACAUGUGAGAAGAACAAAACUAUGCCCCUCACUGACGGACGAGAGCGGACAACGGACACACGCACCUGUCUGUCCACUGUCACACCGUGGCACAUGGUGGUGUGUUUUUGUCUGGUUUUCUCUCUAGGAGACAUAUAAUUUACAGCCUUUUGCUGGCUUUAGUGAUUCGGUUUAUUUUUGUCCAACCUAUAGCCUAGGAUACAAUAGGAGAUACUUGGACCCAAAUAUAUUCCAUUUUUAAAUUUGUAUCUAUUCAGAUCACUUUAGUCUCAGAUAAAAUCUAUUUUGCAAACGAGACUUGGUCGAAUAGCAGCAAUAGGCCUAAUGUCUCAUUGAGAUUUAAAUAAUCCCUUCUUCAAAGGAGCAUUGAAUUGAUUGAAAAUGAAUUUCGACCAGAUUCUAACAGCUGUAGGAGGGUUUGGAAAGUACCAGAAGAUUUUGUAUGUGUGGAUCUGUCUGCCUCAGAUACUACUGGGUUUUCAUAUGAUGGCCAGCAUCUUUACCGGGGCUACACCAGGACAUCGCUGCCGGGACAGCCCGAGCUCAGGCCCCGGUAAUUACGUUCAUAAUGGUAGCCUGGCUUUGACUUCAGCCGUUACUGUUACUGCAAAGCUGAACCUCAGCAUCCCGGUGGAUCCACAGGUGGACGACUCCUGCGUCCUCGUGGACAUUCUAACAGAGAACGGGACUGCGCGCGCGCCUUGCGAGAACGGAUGGGUGUACAGCCAGGAGAUUUAUCAAAGCACUACCAUCACUGAGUGGGACUUGGUGUGUGACAAGGCAUGGCUCAACAGUCUGGGGUCUUCUGUCUACAUGUUGGGUCUGCUGGUGGGAGCAGUCAUCUUUGGAGCUAUGGCAGACAGGAUUGGUAGGAGGAAUGCCCUGCUCCUCUCCCUAGCACUACAGACAGUGUUUGGAGUGGCUGGGGCUUUCGCUCCAAACUUCCCUGUGUAUGUCCUGCUGCGAUUUAUUCUGGGGACUACUAUCUCUGGAGUCAUCAUCAACGCCUUUGUACUGGGUACAGAGUGGACGUGUGUCCAGCGUCGUAUGUUAGCUGGUGUCUUCACUGACUACUUCUUUGGCCUGGGCUACAUGCUAAUAGCUGGACUAGCCUACCUCAUACGAGACUGGAGAAAACUACAGCUGGCUAUAUCCGUUCCUGGCUUUCUGUUCAUCUUCUAUAUAUGGGUGCUUCCUCAGUCAGCUAGGUGGUUGCUAGCCAAUGACAGGAGAGAGGAGGCCAUUGUUCUACUACGCAAAGCUGCUACAGUCAACGGACGUGUAUUACCACCUACUAUACAGGUGGACUGGUGUGACAUGGAAGGUAGAAGGAGUCACUCAGCUGCAGAUCUUGUUAGAACACCCCAGAUGAGGAAAAGAGCUCUUAUCCUUUUCUAUGUCUGGUUUGUGAAUGUAUUGGUAUAUUAUGGACUGUCUCUAGGUGUAUCUAAACUGGGCUCAGACCUCUACCUGACUCAGUUCAUCUUUGGAUUGGUGGAGAUCCCUGCCAGGUCAUUGGUUCUCCUGUUCCUCCCUUGGAGCAGACGCCUAUCCCAGAGUGUCUUUCUGGCCCUGGGGGGCGUGGCCUGUCUGCUCACUCUAACUGUACCUACACAGGUGUGUGUGUGUGUGUGUGUGUGUGUGUGUGUGUGUGUGUGUGUGUGUGUGUGUGUGUGUGUGUGUGUGUGUGUGUGUGUGUGUGUGUGUGUGUGUGUGUGUGUGUGUGUGUGUGUGUGUGUGUGUGUGUGUGUGUGUGUGUGUAAGUGGAGACUCCUCAUAGGAGGAAGGUUAUCCUUUUUAGAUAAAACUAUUUUUUUCAGUUUCACUUAUUUAGCUAGUAAAUGCAGCGAGCUAGUUUAGCCUACCGAAGCACACUGCUCAAACAGAGGGAUGCUAUGUUAGCUAGCUGGCUAUGACUAUCCA